Molecule: messenger RNA, 1335 nt
Organism: Thelazia callipaeda (thelaziosis nematode)
Lineage: Eukaryota; Metazoa; Nematoda; Chromadorea; Rhabditida; Thelaziidae
Source: the annotation of a GenBank genome assembly
AUGGACCGAUUAAAGAAAUUCGUGAAUGAGAAGAAAAUUGAAAAAAGCUUCAAGAAAGCUGGUGUGGGCCAUAGGCUUACGGAUGAUUCAUCAGUUCAUGCAUCAAAUCCGAAACAACCAAACUGGGAUGCUCGUUUCCAGCCAGAAUUAUCAUCGGCAAAAUGUUUGGCGACAUCUGAUAUCGCAGCUGAGGCAGCUUAUAAAAGAAUGAAUGUAGGUACAACCAAGGAGUCUUUGACGCAAAGAAAUAUACGGUUACGGGCAUUGAAAGAACUAGAAGCCGAAAAAAAAGGCAAUCAACAAACAAAUGAAGUGACAACUGAACCGAAAAUUAAUGUAAAAAAAGACCAGGCUUUUGAGCAUGGUAGUGCCAUCAGUGGUGUUUAUUUUACUUGUGAUAUUCUAGGUGACGCACAACUGACGAAGAGUGAAGUACUAAGAAAGGUAGAAGAAUUUCUACGAAGUAGAAUGGAUCAGGAUCCUAUGACUGCAUCAUCAUUAAUGAUUUUCACUCUGAACUCUUACGAAAAAAUACAGAUCUGUUCAGCAACAAUCCAGAAAUAUUUGCAAAAUCUUAUUGAAUGUCCUGAUGAAGCGAAAUAUCGCAGAAUUCGAUUGAACAAUAAAGCUUUUCAAGAACGCGUGUUAUCUGUGUGUGGUGGAAAAGAAUUUUUACUCGCUUCUGGUUUUGAAGAAAUGGAGCUCAGUGUGAAUGAGCAGAAGGAACUCUUUCUUGUUAUGACGGAUGAGAGUGUAAUGAAUCUACAUUUGCUGAUUCAGGCUGUGGAAUUUCUACAGGCUGGUAAAGCUGUGCCUAUAAAGCUUUCUCGAAAUAUGAUUGUCUACAAACUUGAACCCAAUCAAGUUAUCACUAAUCCUCAACUACCGCAUGAAUUUUUUGAAUUAGAUGCUGCUGAAAUCAAAAAAGAACAGCUUCGAAAAGAAGCCGAUGUAGAAAAGCUUCUUACAUUGCGAACAGAAGAAAUGCGGAAUAAAGAUAAGAUACUACGUAACAAUCGCUACAAAUACACCCUGAUUAGAAUAAGGUUUCCUGACCGUUUCCUCCUGCAGGGCACAUUUCGAUGCUGUGAACCUUUCAGUGCAGUGCGCAACUUUGUGGAACAACAUUUGUCGGCUUCGGAAAGCAUAGUUUUUGAUUUAAUUGAUCCAGUCUCUGGAAAAAUCAUCAGUGACUACACAAAAACACUGAGUGAAUUAAGCCUUUUUCCCGCAGCAGUUUUACAUUUUGAAUGGGAUGUAAAUGCUCAUCAGCAAAAACGAAAUACAAAUAAGGUUAUUGAAUUAGAAAUCCAGAAUUGCUUUUGUGGUUAUUAA